Entrophospora candida is the source of this 717-nucleotide messenger RNA. The record is from the annotation of a GenBank genome assembly. NCBI's taxonomy places the organism in Eukaryota, Fungi, Glomeromycota, Glomeromycetes, Entrophosporales, Entrophosporaceae.
AUGUUUCUUACAAGAUCGGAAUAUGAUCGUGGUGUAAAUACAUUUUCGCCUGAAGGACGUUUAUUUCAAGUAGAAUAUGCAAUUGAAGCUAUUAAAUUGGGAUCAACAGCCGUAGGUAUCCAAACAUCUCAAGGAGUAGUAUUAGCAGUUGAAAAACGAGUUACUUCGCCAUUAUUGGUAUCAAGUAGUAUUGAGAAAAUCAUGGAAAUUGAUAGACAUUUGGGUUGUGCCAUGAGUGGCUUAACAGCUGAUUCUAGAACAAUGAUUGAUCAUGCUAGAAGUCAUACUUUUACUUAUGCUGAAAAGAUCAAAGUGGAAUCGGUCACUCAGGCAGUAUGCGAUUUAGCACUGAGAUUUGGUGAAAGUGCUCACGGAGAAGAUUCAAUAAUGAGUCGACCAUUUGGUGUUGCAUUAUUAAUUGCAGGAAUUGAUGAGAAAGGUCCUCAAUUAUAUCAUGCAGAUCCUUCUGGAACUUUUAUGCAAUAUGAUGCUAAAGCAAUUGGAUCUGGAUCAGAAGGUGCACAAACUGAAUUACAAGAAGAAUAUCACAAGUCGUUGACAUUGGAAGAAGCUGAAACAUUAUCACUUAAAGUGUUGAAACAAGUGAUGGAGGAAAAAUUAAAUAAUACAAAUGUAGAACUUGCAUCUGUAACACCAGAACAUGGGUUUAGGAUUUAUAGUGAAGCAGAAUUACAAAUAGUAAUUGAGAGAUUAUAG